Condylura cristata (star-nosed mole) is the source of this 1795-nucleotide messenger RNA. RefSeq names its product centrosomal protein 19kDa (gene CEP19). The transcript has 3 exons. The record is from RefSeq and is a predicted model, not a curated record. Gene Ontology annotation, cellular component: spindle pole; centrosome; centriole. Lineage: Eukaryota; Metazoa; Chordata; Mammalia; Eulipotyphla; Talpidae. The coding region runs from base 408 to 899 and encodes 163 amino acids. Gene Ontology annotation, biological process: microtubule anchoring at centrosome; trans-Golgi to periciliary membrane compartment transport.
CUGUGCCGGGGAUGUUGCUGGGGGAACGUCUCCUUAGGGGUUCCCUCUAGCCAGGGUCUUACCCGCGCGAUGUCCGGGGAUCCGAACAGGCUAUUAGUUCUUGGGCUCCGCCUCUACACUUGCAGGUAUUUUCAGAUCCCGAUCUCCUGCCAGGGAAGCCACGGCACAGUCACGUCUGCGGGGCGGUAGCGGUCUCCUCUUCCUGCAUCACCAGGCUCCGCCCGGCCUCCGAGUCGGAAGUAAUGUUCCUGCGUGCCCUGCAGGUGGGUGGAAACAACCUCUUACACAGUUUUAGACGUUGGCUUGCAGAAGAUGCACUUUCAGUACUUUUCUAAAGCAGGAAGUCAUUAUAUGACUAACACAUUUUCAUCAGAUUUCCUCUAAUUUACCCUGAAGUAUAUGUGAGAAUGAUGUGCACUGCCAAAAAAUGUGGAAUUAGGUUCCAGCCUCCAGCUAUUAUCUUAAUCUAUGAGAAUGAAACCAAGGAGAAAAGUCGCCAGCGCAUCAUGCCUGUCCGCAACUUUUCAAAGUAUUCAGAUUGCAACAUAGCUGCAGAACAAUUAAAGAAUAACCCUCGGCACAAGAGUUACCUGGAACAAGUAUCUCUCCAGCAGCUAGAGAAGUUAUUUAGCUUUUUACGAGGUUACUUACGGGGGCAGAGUUUGGCAGAAACAAUGGAACAAAUUCGUCGGGAAACAACCAUCGAUCCUGAGGAAGACAUGAACAAACUAGAUGACAAAGAACUUGCCAAAAGGAAGAGCAUCAUGGAUGAAAUUUUUGAGAAAAAUCAGAAGAAGAAAGAUGACCCUAAUUUUGUUUAUGACAUAGAAGUUGAGUUCCCACAGGAUGAACAACUUCAGUCCUGUGGCUGGGACACAGAAUCAGCUGAUGAGUUCUGAUAUAAACCUCAAAGAAUUUGUUAGGUUAACAGAAAAUUCUUUAAAUAAAGAAUGUAGAUUGUUUCUUAAAAAAAAGCUGUGAUAAAAACUAAUAUGUAUGUUUUGGUCAUAGUUGGAUUGCCCAUGUUACUUUUCCAAACCAGGGCUUUAGAACAUCUACUAUGUAGGUGCAUGAGGAAUAGAGGAAAACAGAAAUAUAGUGAUCUGCCUUUAAAGAGUUAUAAUCUACCUGAAAGAUAACCAAAAAAAAUUUUGAAAAGUUAAUUACAGUAUUAGGCCAUCAAACAUUAGGACCAAGUGUUUGAUGAAGACUAGAGUCAGCGUCUAGGCUGCUGUCGGGUAGAAAAGUCAAAGAAAUUGUCCUUUAGAAAAGUGGGACUUUGCCUGUAUUGGAUAGAAAUCAUUUUAGGAAAAAGAAAGAGGGCGGGAGGUGUAAGGAGAAUUAAUGAAGAGAUGGGAAAAGGUUUCUAUUUAAAAAACAGUAAGCAAAUUAUAAUUUGGCAAAAUGGUAACCAGGGAUUACCCUAUUUGUAUUAUGUCUUUAUAUGUAUUUACUCUGUUUUAAAUGUGUUUAAUUCUGAAGUAGAAGAAUGCUCUUGCAGAGUGUUCUGGACACUCUGGAGCUGCAAAUGAAUAUCAUUUGAUGGACAGCAGGGAAAUUCUACCUCUCUGGUAUAAGGAAAUAUAUAAUAAAGACAUUCUGAAACCCUAACCCUAUGUAUAAGAAGUUUAUUUAUAAAAUAGGAAAUGUACCCAUAAUAAAUGAACAAUAAGUACUGCCAGUUUAGGCCUAUUUAUGAGUUUAGAUCUACAAAGAGAAGGUUGUUGUUGAACAAAGUAGUGUGUUUAUAGAUGUUUUCUAAAAGAAAAUAAAUGCUGAUUAAAUGAAACUGCAA